Molecule: messenger RNA, 743 nt
Organism: Myotis davidii
Lineage: Eukaryota; Metazoa; Chordata; Mammalia; Chiroptera; Vespertilionidae
Gene: SIKE1
Product: suppressor of IKBKE 1
Exons: 4
Coding region: 81-605 (174 amino acids)
Source: RefSeq, a predicted model, not a curated record
CGUCUCUGACGUUGGGACAGGUUCAGGACCUGAGCGACCGGCUUAGGCGAGCAGCGCUGGGCUGUGGUCCUGCAGUCGCUAUGAGCUGCACCAUCGAGAAAAUCCUGACCGACGCCAAGACGCUGCUGGAGAGGCUGCGGGAGCACGAUGCGGCCGCGGAGUCGCUGGUGGACCAGUCGGCGGCGCUGCACCGGCGGGUGGCCGCUAUGCGGGAGGCGGGGACGGCGCUUCCGGACCAGGUCAGGCAACUGUGGGUUUCCUUGGAGGAACACCAGGAUGCUUUGGAACUCAUCAUGAGCAAAUACCGGAAACAGAUGCUACAAUUAAUGGUUGCUAAAAAAGCAGUGGAUGCUGAACCAGUCCUGAAAGCUCACCAAACUCACUCUGCAGAAAUUGAGAGUCAGAUUGACAGAAUCUGUGAAAUGGGAGAAGUGAUGAGGAAAGCAGUUCAGGUGGAUGAUGACCAAUUUUGUAAGAUUCAGGAAAAACUAGCCCAAUUAGAGCUUGAAAAUAAGGAACUUCGAGAAUUAUUGUCCAUCAGCAGUGAGUCGCUUCAGGUCAGAAAGGAAAACUCAAUGGACACUGCUUCCCAAGCCAUCAAAUAACUUCAGCUUCUGAAUGACAGCUGGAGAUGGUUUAUCAAGGAAGGAAGUUACUAUCUUUCUACUUGAGUAUUGUCCUUUCAGUGUCUUGCCUCGGACUUGAUUUAAUAAUGUUGAUUAAAGGAAUCAGAUGGCAGUUUA